CGGGAAUUUUGAAUGUGGGUCGGUUGGUGGUGGCUACGUUUGUUGUUAAAGCGGCGGCGGCGGCUCCGGACUUGUGAUGGAGGAGAACAUGAAUGAGUCAAGGAUGCGAUUGGCUCGCCUUUCAAACCGACUAGCAUACCUUCGAACGAAACAGGAGGAAGCAAAUAAAACUGAGGAGCUGAAAAGUAACUCUGAUAUUACGGAUCACACUGCCACAAUCAGACAAAUUAUGGCUGAUGGAAACUUUCCAGAAGACUGGUUUGUCUACCUUCAAAAAGUGGAAAAGAUGGGUGAUCCUCAAACUAAUGAAACCCUAUUGAAUAGGCUUAUAGACCUCUACAAUGACACAGUUGCUGCCCUAUCAGUUGAGAAGCAUUAUGCAAACGAAUGCUACGCUCGCAUCUUGAUACGUUUUGCAGAACUUAAGGUUUUUGUAGAUGCAGAUGAAGCACAGGAGCAAUUCAACUUGGCUAGAGUGAACUGCAAGAGAUUUGCCUUUGUACACAUAGCAUAUGCACAAUUUGAGCUUAAUCGAGGAUCUGUAAGGAAAUGCAGAACCAUUCUUCAGAAAGCUCUGGAUAUGAAAGCAAAACCCAUAGAGCUCUUGGAAAUUGCUUUUCAAAAUUUAAACCAGGGAAAUAUGCAGCUCUUAUUACCUGAAGAUAAAGAAAAUCUAUCUGUGACAAUGUGUAAAAUGACCCCAAGUGUGUUAUCAACUGAUAUUGUUUCAUUGAACAAGAACAGAAAAAACAGUGAUAGUUCUGAAGAAUUUCAAAUUGAUGCUGUUUCAUCUUUCAGGGCUGAUGUGAGCAGCUUGACUAAAGAGAAUGAUGGAUCACUCUUGGAGCAGAUAACUGUCAAGCAGCUUAAAAGCAGUGCUGAUAGCCCGGUCUUACAAACAGGCAAUGUUCCCUUUCAGCCAACGAGUGAAGCAGUGAGUGGCUUAAAGAAGAUGGAUAUUCCCUCUGUGAAGAUGCAAACUUGCACAUUAAAAGCAAUGAGUGUAUUAGCUUCAGCACUUCAUCAACCAGAUUCAUGUGCCCAGAACUUGAAGUGCCAUUCAAGUGUUACUGAUUCCCCAGAUUUGCAAAACUCAAAUGAAGAUAGUGAAAAUGUGAAUACUUCUCCCAUCUUCACAGGCAACAGGCUAUUUGAUUUAAAAAAGCAAGGAGCUGCUCCUGAUCAUAUUAAGCAAGACAACUGUGAACUAAAAUCUGCUAACUUGAAGAAAAACGGCUUAAAGGAAUCCAAGAUGCACACUGUUGAAGUGAUAAAGAAACAAGGUUGUUUUGCUGGAGAAGCUGUCAAAGGAAAAGAAAUAUUUGGCUGCGCUUUUGCUCACAUUUCACCUGAGGCUAAUGGACCAAUCUUUAAUAAGGCUGGUGAAAUGCUUGCUCCGAAGAAAAUUCCAUCCUCUAGUGGUGUUGGUAAAAGUGCAGUUCCAACAGCAUCUACUUGUCAGACACCCAGUACCAAGAUGUCCAACCAUUACACAUGCAGUUCACAGACUCCAGUUGUGACCAAAUCUAAACUGGCGCAGGGUUCAACUCCACACAAUUUUACACCAGCAUCCCAAUUUUACACCAGUUUUCCACCUACUCCAGCAACUCCACAACAGCAUUACAGUCAGCUCCAACAAUAUGGAUCUUCUCAGCUUGUGCCACAAUUAGGGAUUCCAGGUACUUUUGCUGCCAGUGAAACAAUCGUGAUUAAGGAGAGAGUCUACUCUGUAAUAAAAUUGCUUGGAACUGGAGGAUCAAGUAAGGUAUUCCAAGUACUUGACCAGAAGAAACAACUGUAUGCUAUUAAACAAGUUAAUCUGCAGGAUGCAGAUGAUUUUGCAGUUGCAGGCUACAAAGACGAAAUUGAAUACUUGAAACGUCUACAGCAACACAGUGACAAAAUAAUCAAGCUUUUUGACUAUGAGGUCACAGAAAAUUAUAUCUAUAUGGUAAUGGAAUUGGGAAAUGUAGAUUUAAACACACUGCUCCGAAGAAAAAAGGUCAUCAAGCCGCUAGAGCGCAAACUGUACUGGGAAAACAUGUUGGAAGCUGUUCACACAAUUCAUCAGCAUGGCAUUAUUCACAGUGACUUGAAACCAGCCAAUUUUCUGGUUGUUGAUGGAAUGCUGAAAUUGAUAGAUUUUGGUAUUGCUAACGAGAUACAGCCAGAUGUGACCAGUAUUAGUAAAGAUGCUCUGGUUGGCACAUUAAAUUUCAUGGCUCCCGAGACGAUUAAGGAUACAUUUUCUAAUGGUGAAAACAGAUCAAAGUCCAAGAUCAGUCCAAAGAGUGAUGUAUGGUCCCUCGGCUGUAUCUUGUAUUACAUGACUUAUGGGAAGACUCCAUUUCAGCACCUUACAAACCAUAUCAGCAAACUGCAGGCUAUUACAGAUCCAAACUAUGAAAUAAAAUUCCCUGUCAUUUCAGAAACAGAUCUUCUUGAUGUACUGAAGAGAUGCUUGGUAAGGAAUCCAAAGGAAAGGAUUUCAAUCACUGCACUGCUUGAACAUCCUUAUGUGCACCUUCAAGUUCGGCAACAGUCAGUUGAACCCAAGACAUCCAGAAAAGAAAUGCAUCACAUCUUAAGCCAGUUGGUAGCUCUGAAUUCUCCAAACAGCAUCACAAGGGCAACUAGAGCAUUAUGGGAACAGUGCAACAAUGGCCAUGAUCUCGAUGUGUCUGCUUUUAGGAAGUCAUCCCAGCACAAUGUAUAGCAAAUAUAAUGAUGCAUUCGUCUGAAACCUGUGAAUCAAGACAGAGAAUCGCAGAUGCCAAGAAAGGAGUUGGACAAAGUCUCUUUGAACUAGAGUGAUGGAAAAUUAAUCUAAUUCUUUAAAAACUCUCUCAUGGUUAUCUUUGCUCUUGUUUGUGUUUAUAAUGUAGCCUGUGUAAUAUCAUGUUAUCUUGACAUCUUACUAAUAGCAGUGAUGUUCUACUGAUUUACCAAAAGAGGUUCACCCUGAGAACUAGGAAAAUUUUUAGCGAUUAUAGGUUUCCUCUUAGUGAGAUAACAAAUAUUUUUUCUUUUCUACAUGUCAGGCUCGAAAUUAGGGGCAAAGUAUGGCCCUCUCCAAAUUUCGCCAAUCUUGGCAGAUCAACCAACAUUGCCUUGUCUGAUCUUUCUGCAUUUGGCUUUAUUAUUUUAAGGGUGUGUGAGAUAACAAAAUAUUUGACAAUCCUACCCAACGUUAUCUGGAUUUGCGAACUGAAUGAAGACCACGUAAGUAAUUUGCAGACAGCUCACAUUCAAAGAUUUUUUCACUCCCACCCUUAAAGUUAAAAUCAAACAUGGGUAUCGCAGGUCAAAAGGUAGAGUUUAACCCCCUCUACCUUUUUACUUUUUGAAUAUUAAAGCCUCAAGUUUGUAUUUAAUUGAUUAUUCAAUUAAAAUUUGAGGUGUCAGGCUCAACCUUUCCCUAUUUUUGUAGGGAAUUUUUAUGCUAAAGUAACAGGGCAAUGUAUUGCAUCACCUAGCUACCUGCAUAUGCACUGUCUUGAUCCGUUAAAACACUUAGACCAAGUUUUAUGUCUGCUUCAAUUCAAAGUUAAAUGUACAAAUAGUCUUGUAUGUUCAAGGCAAUAAUCAUCUGAUUGCAAUUGUCACUAACAUGCAAGGCCUAACUAAUUUGGAAAUGCAAAUAAAAAAGACUUGCAGGAAAAUACAUUAUUCUUCACCCCAAAUAGUUUCCUGUGGUUAAUUUGCCAUGAAUUUCUGUAUAUUGUAAUGUUUGUUCUAUUCUCUAAUAGAUGUGUCAGAUUGUAUUUUCUCCUUGAAGUCUCCUUGAGAUGUGUACAAAAACUAUUAAAAACAUGAGUUGGUCAUAGGAGAACUUGAUGAAGAGUUUGUUGGACAACUAGAGUUCAGAUUGCUAUCUUAUUGAGAGGAGAGAAAAGAGCAUUCACUUGUAAAUCUUGUUGUCUUGCUUUAACUGAGCGAAAGUUGAAGUUGACUGAUAAUUUGUGAAAUUCUGAGGCUUAAGUUACAGCAAUGUUAUAGUGUGAAAAGUAUUAUUGUAAAAAUAUAAUAUGCUCAUGCACUCUAAACAUAAUAUCACUAACUUCAGAAUAUAUCUCAUAAUUUUUGAACAGAUUCCAUGUAAUUUUAUGUAUUGUUUAUUGCUCACUUGAAAUGUUAUCUGAAUAAUUAUGAAUAAAACUUGGUGUAGUCUUCCUAUUCCAAUUCAGGAUUUUCACCAAAUCAGCUUUUCUUCAUGAUGUAAUGAUUACAGUACUGACAAAUACAACUAUUUCUUUUCAAGAGGGGUUCAGCAAUGAUUUUUAAUGUUUAAAACUGAUGCCAGUAGCCAUUCAUCUGUUGUGAAUUUUUAUGCAGUUACCUGUGUGUGUGAUGUUUUUCAGUAAAUUGAAUGUUAGUUACA
Messenger RNA from Stegostoma tigrinum, 4381 nucleotides. It is a transcript of the gene ttk, whose product is annotated as ttk protein kinase. The coding region runs from base 77 to 2716 and encodes 879 amino acids. The transcript is spliced from 22 exons. NCBI's taxonomy places the organism in Eukaryota, Metazoa, Chordata, Chondrichthyes, Orectolobiformes, Stegostomatidae. Gene Ontology annotation, molecular function: ATP binding; protein binding; protein serine/threonine kinase activity. The record is from RefSeq and is a predicted model, not a curated record. Gene Ontology annotation, cellular component: spindle; nucleus; kinetochore. Gene Ontology annotation, biological process: meiotic spindle assembly checkpoint signaling; protein localization to kinetochore; peptidyl-serine phosphorylation.